Molecule: messenger RNA, 2926 nt
Organism: Daldinia vernicosa
Lineage: Eukaryota; Fungi; Ascomycota; Sordariomycetes; Xylariales; Hypoxylaceae
Exons: 4
Coding region: 513-2819 (768 amino acids)
Biological process (GO): transmembrane transport
Cellular component (GO): membrane
Source: RefSeq, a predicted model, not a curated record
GCUGAUAGUAAGCCUCUAUCAUAGCUUCUAAUAUUCAACCAUUGUCAUAGCCCUUUUUUCACUCUCUUACCUUUUGUCUUAAUACUCGUUCGUAGAUACCAUUUGUUUUGAAGAGGAGAGUCACGCAUAUAUGUAAUAGUAAUUAGUUCUGUGGAGGUGUGUACAAUUUUAUUUUCAGGUACCCGAGUGUCUUGGCCAUUUUCAGCCUCCAUCAGAUAUUCUACCGUCUAACCCCACCGCCCAAAGAUAUCUAAUUCAGACCGCUUCAAUCUCGUCAGUCUUAAAUCCCCAUCGUCACAGAAUGUACGCGUUAAGGAGGGUUUCGUUUUAAAAACAUUAUAUAUACAUGUUAGGCUAUGUCUAGUGGGAUUGCAUACUCCUUUUCUCCUAAGGAAUCUUCCUGGGUAAUAUCGCAAUAUAUCUUUGGGAUUUAAUUGGGAUAUAAUACUACGGGAACACGAAGUUUUUGCCAAGACAAAUCAACUAGCCUUUCCGAAAAAAAAACUGUCAAAAUGGCUGAGGACCUCGGCGAUAUCGAUAUCGAUCUUGAUACUAAUAUAAUUCGAGAAUGGAGAUCGAUCGUUACCCUCGUGGUUUUCGUCAUCACUAAUAUCAUUGUGCUUUUCCCCUUUCAUAUCCCAUUGUACAUCCCUCGGGCAAUUUCAAAUGCCAUACUGAAUGCUCUAGUUGCUUUGCGAGUGAUAGGCCCACGGCAAAAAGGCUCUCAAUAUGAGGCUGGCCUUGAUAAUGAUCGCGACGAGGAGAAACAUGGUAUAGCUAGGCAUUUCGUACGGCUUAGGUUCCCCAUGAACUUUGUGACGGCGCCUCUGAUAGCGGAUCUCUUUCUGCUAGCUAUUCUAGCAAUUGGCCGAGAGGAGGUGUACGGUGGUACCAUUGGUGCUAACCACAUCUCGCCCAUCGACAUCAUGGCCUUUUUCAUAACGCUGGCGUAUAUCGCCAUCUCUAUCGAUGCUUCUGGUCUUAUCAGAUACCUCGCGUUUAAGGUGCUCCAAAAAGGAGGGAAGUUUGGCCACAGGCUCUUUUUUUACCUGUAUGCCUUCUUCUUUAGCCUUGGCACCUUUAUUGGCAACGAUCCCAUCAUCCUAUCUGGCACGGCCUUCCUUGCGUACAUGACCCGGGUCUCGAGCAACAUCGUACAUCCCAGAGCGUGGAUUUUCGCCCAAUUUGCCGUAGCGAACAUUGCAUCGGCAAUUUUGGUGUCAUCUAAUCCUACCAAUCUUGUUCUCGCGGGCGCUUUCAAUAUCAGGUUUAUCGAUUACACCGCCAAUAUGAUCGUCCCUGUCGUUAUCACAGCAAUUGUACUUUUCCCCUUCCUCCUUUACAUCGUAUUCGCGGAUGAAACCCUUAUCCCUCUCUCAAUCCAGAUGCAUGAGCUUUCGGAAGAGGCAAAAGCUAAAAAACCUGUUAAUCCUAACAUUCCCCAUGCCAGGGGAAAUGCCGAGGAACAAGAGGAUGGUCCGUCAAACAGCGAACAAAGCAAGUUGCUAUCUUUAGAAGAGAUCAUGAACCCCUUCCUGGAUAAGGGCGGCGCAGCAUUUGGAGCCGUCAUCAUGGCUGCAACACUUAUCACUAUCCUUGCGAUUAAUGCCGCCAGUCAGAGCACCGGUGAACACCCUGUCUUUUACGUGACUCUGCCAGCUGCGUUUGUCAUGUUUUGUUGGGACAUUACAUUUGGAUGGAUUCAUCGCGGAGAGACACGAAAGAUCGCCCGUGAUGGCCGACGUGAUAUCGAACGAGCUCGGGCCGAGCGACUUGCUAGGGAAAUCCAAGAACUGGAGGGGAUGACUUCGAGUCACAACCCAGAGCAAGAGCAGCAAAGUGGUGGUGUCGAUACUCAACCUAGCACGUCACACAGCCGUUCUCUGGAUACCAAAUCUCAGAACCAGCAUGACACUACCGGUGGUAUCAGAUCCCGCGCUAGCCUAGCCGGUUCAAACACAGAUGACGAGAUCACUAUAGGAGCCGAGAAAGCUAGUAUAAAGCUGCCGAGUGAGGAGGUCCAAUUACACGAGGGUUGCCCUACUAGCGCGACGAAUACGCCUGGCGGAAACCAGAGACCAAUCCAUGCAGACUCAUCGACGCCAUCUGGGGGGAUACUGAGCGGAGAUAUAAGUGAAAAGAGCCGAAUUCCAUUCGAACGAGAGGUGGAUACGGAAAAGCAACCCCGUUACAGCGUCUCAAUCCACCAAGAAAAUGAAAAAGCGACGCUAGUAUCGCUAACUAUAGACGGUUAUAGAUGGGCGCAGGAGACAUUCCCAACGGCAGCGGUAGUUAUGAGCCAUCUACCCUUCGCACUCGUCCCCUUUGCCUUCUCCAUGUUUGUCCUCGUGCAAGCUUUGGUUACGAAAGGUUGGGUGCCCGUAUUUGCUUACGGCUGGAACCAUUGGGUGAAUAAGACGGGGACGAUCGGCAGUGUUGGCGGGAUGGGAUUUCUUUCCGUGAUACUUUGCAACUUUGCGGGAACCAACAUUGGUACCACCAUCCUUCUCUCCCGCGUAAUCCAGGCGUGGCAGAAGAUUCAUCAAGCCAAUAACACACCCAUCUCCAACCGGACUUUUUGGGCUACGGUUUACAGCAUGGCGCUCGGCGUCAACUACGGCGCAUUCAGCACAGCCUUCAGCGCAUCUCUAGCCGGCCUCCUCUGGCGCGACAUCCUCGCCAGGAAGCACAUCCGUGUCCGAAGGCUCGAUUUCGCCCGCGUGAACCUCCCGAUUAUCACGAUUUCUAUGGUUGUCGGUUGUGCCAUUCUUGUUGGCGAGGUCUAUAUUAUUCGGCCUACUACCGCUUAUGACGCAUGAUUAGGGCAUUUGUUAAGCCCGCAUAGAGUUUUGGUAUGAUUAAUGAUGGGUAUCUGAUAGAGGUUGCAUAAUGAAUAAUGAUAUUUCAUGACAUUCUUGGCUAGACG